Molecule: messenger RNA, 2357 nt
Organism: Prosopis cineraria
Lineage: Eukaryota; Viridiplantae; Streptophyta; Magnoliopsida; Fabales; Fabaceae
Product: UV-stimulated scaffold protein A homolog
Exons: 2
Coding region: 167-2122 (651 amino acids)
Biological process (GO): response to UV; transcription-coupled nucleotide-excision repair
Cellular component (GO): chromosome
Molecular function (GO): RNA polymerase II complex binding
Source: RefSeq, a predicted model, not a curated record
CGAGCGGAGAGAAGAGAGGAGGCAAUUCCCGCACGGCACGGCAUGUGAGAGUGAGGCCGCGCAAAGGUGUCCAUGGAACCGCGAACUUCAAAUUUAGGGUUCUUUUGGUAAUAAAAUUCGACAUUGAAAUUUAAUGAAUUUGUGAAUCGAUCGGAUUUGAUCGUCAAUGGAAGAAGAGGAGAGAAGGGAUCGGGGAACAAAGGCGAGGUCUUUGAUAGAGAAGGCCACAAACUCGACUUCUCCAGAGGUCGAUCCUCGUCUCCUUCGGGCCAUCAAGUCGGUGGUGCGAAACUCGGAUUCGGAGCUCCGAAUUGCUGCCGAAACACUUACAGACCUCAUGAAGCGAGACCACUCUCAGGUUAGGUACCUCACACUUCUAAUAAUUGAUGAACUGUUCAUGCGAUCAAAGCUUUUUAGAACCCUUCUUGUUGAGAAUUUAGACCAGCUACUGAGUUUGAGUAUUGGAUUCAGACGAAAUCUGCCACUACCUGCACCCCCAGCUGUUGCAUCUGUUUUACGUUCAAAGGCCAUUGAAUUCUUAGAAAAAUGGAACCACUCCUUUGGGGUUCAUUACAGGCAGCUCAGAUUAGGGUAUGAUUACCUAAAGAAUACCCUUAGGCUUCAAUUUCCUAACAUACAGGCGAAUGUGGAGCGGAUGCAGCAAGAGAGAAGGGAAAAAGAGAGAAGAUCUAAAGAGAUUUUGUUGAUCAAAUUUGAACAUUUGAGACAGAAUUUAUCAUCAAUAAAAGGAGAAAUAAUAUCCACAGUGGAUGAGAUUGGAGAGUGUUUGGAAAUUUUGAACGCAAAAGAGGAGUUUAUGCAGGAUGAUAUCUUAGAUGAUGAAGUAGAAGAGUUCCGUCCUUCUGAGCUGCAGCAGAUGCGUCUUGAUGCCAUAAAAGAAGGAGAGAAGGUUAACGAGAACAGUGAUAACAAGGUGAUUUUUGAUGCUCUGAGGGAAUUGUACAAGCUUUUAGUGACAAAGCAUUUGAUUUCGAUCCAAGAAUGGAUUUCUGUUCUAGUAAGGGUUGAAGUAGCUGACAAUAGAUUUAGAGAUUCCACUUUGAAGGAGUUCAUUGACAUUUGCAAUCGUCUGAAAUCAGUUCAAAAGAAAUGUGAAGAGGCUGGAUGUUCUCUUCCAAACACAUCCAAACAUGGUGAGGAAGAAGAUUUUUGGGAGGAGGGUGAAUUUGUAGCUAAUGAAGUUGCAUCUAGUGUUCCCAAGAACAAAGAUAAACAUCUUGACAUGGUAUCUACUUCCCAAAAAGAGACUGAUGGUGCUCUGAGUUCAAGAAAUAAAGAGUCUAACAGCUCAAACACCAAGAGCUUAGCUCAUGGAAGGAAUGAAGUAGACUCAAACUCUCCGAGGAGCAAACUUCUAGCUGAAGCUCCUGUGGUAAGGUGGAGUUCUCAUUUGGAUGAUUGGGGCUCAAACAGGGUUUUUAUGGCUAAUCAGCGGGGCUUGGAGCUUGAUAAUCACUGGGGGCGGGUGGAGUCUGAUGUUGUUAUCCCAGCAGAUAAAAUUGCUGAAUUGAAUGUUCAUGCUGCAUUUUAUGAAGAGAAGCAAGUGGAGAUCCAACCAUGUCGUGCUCCUUUGAGGAAGGGGGGGCUCUGUCAGAGAAGAGACUUGAGAAUUUGCCCAUUCCAUGGACCUAUCAUUCCUCGGGAUGAAGGAGGGAAGCCACAUGAUCAGGGCCUGUCUGAACACAAGGUAAAUGUUGAUUUGGGUACUGAUUUGGCAGAGCAGUUGGCAAAACAAGCUGUGAAGAAUGUUCGUGAAAGAGAUAAAGAAGUGGCAAAGAAGCGACAAAUUGAUAAACAGACACUGAAGCGUGCAAAACUUGCCAAAAUCCGGGAACACAACGAAUCAGUUUUACGGGAUGCAGCUUUGGCUUCUACUUCGAGAUCCAUGUCUCUUGGGCAAGAUGGGGAUGUGAUCAGUGAAGGGAACAUAUCUGCCAGAGACAACAAGCGAAGUCUUGCAUCCAUGCUUCGAAAGAAAGUAACAUCAAAAGACAGAAUAGCCCAGAAGCUUUUGAAUUCUCAGGCUAGAGAUGCUACUGUUAGGCAGCACGAUGCUAGUGAGGAUGCAAAAUACAGAGAAUCCUUCCCGAACCAAUGGUGAACUGGGUUCAUUUUGAGCAUGUAGGAUUACUUUUAGUCAAACUUCAGGAUCAGAUACAUUGAGUAAAACCUUGUCUUGUUGAACUAAGGAAAUUAACUGAUUUAUGCAACUGUUUAUCUGUACAUUCAUUCCUUUAUAGAGAGUGACUUGGCUCGCCAAGGAAUAAGAGGAUACGUUUUGGAGCUAGUCGCUGUAAUACUUUUUCCCCAGUAUAGUCCCACAAUUUCUGCAAGAA